UCUCUCUAUCUCUCUGUUUCCACCACAUAGAUUAGGAUUAGCUAAUUUUUUAAUGACAAUGUUUUUAAUACAACUCAUUGCUAACUUUGUAAUUGUUUAAUCUUAUCUUUAACACAGGGAGAUCAGCUUAGAGAUUGUGGAUAUACGUACUGUCAUUCUUCCUCCUUACAAGGUCUCAAUCAGAAAAAGCAUGCACGCCCACAAAACAUAUGCCUCUCAAUCUCUCUUUAUCACAACCAAUAUCAUUUGGCCCCGUCCUCCUCCACCAUCUUUCCGUAUAGAACACAAGAAAUGAGAAGGAAAAAACGCUGAGAGAGUGCUGAUCACAAAUAAUAGAUUGCCAUAUUGGUUAUUAUUGUUUUAUUAUUUAUAGACCCCGGAAAUGAUAAGGUGUGGAAGAUGUUGCUUGCACAAGUGGAUGAGAGGAGUGAACAUGUUUGUGAAUCUUUGUGGCGUUGCCAUGAUCAUAUAUUCCCUUUGGCUGCUGAAGAAGUGGGAAUUGGGAGUUGCCGUACUGCCUAAUGUCUCAUACAUUCCCAGGCCAUGGUUUAUAUACACAUGUUUAGGUGUGGGAAUUGCUGUCUGCUUGAGCACGCUAUGCGGUCAUAUGGUUGCUAACUGUAUGAAUGAUUACAUCCUUUGCAUAUACACAUUAUCCAUUUUUGCUCUCCUUUUAAUCGAAGUCGCCUUAGUUGUUACAAUUUAUUUCAGGAUGAACUGGGAAGUGCAAUUUUCCAAGUACAUAGAUGAGAACCAUGAAGAUUUCAGGAGUUUUGUGAUGUUCCAUCUAAUCAUGUGUCGCUUGAUUGUGAUUACAGCUUUGGUACCACAGAUAAAUGUAAUUAUUGUAGCAAUUAUUCUAUGGGGAAUUGGAACUGCGCCAAGAGCUCACUGCAACUAUUCAGCUGUGCCAGACUUCAGGCGAUCAUUCCUGGUCAUACCACAUUCGCCAAUAACCGGUACAUCACCUCUACAAUAUCAAAAUCAACGCCAGAGCUUUUUGUCAUAUGCUAUUGGCGUUCUAAGGACACGAUUUUAUAGAAGAUAAAUUAUAUCUUAAAAAAAGUGUCAAUGAGAAAAUUGUAAUUCUUUUUGUAUUUGCAUUGUACAAGUGAGUUCUGUAAUAAAUUGGGUAUCCCUUCCUUUC
This is a messenger RNA of Ziziphus jujuba (common jujube), 1147 nucleotides long. Its product is annotated as tetraspanin-19-like. The transcript is spliced from 5 exons. The record is from RefSeq and is a predicted model, not a curated record. The coding region runs from base 383 to 1048 and encodes 221 amino acids. Gene Ontology annotation, cellular component: membrane. Lineage: Eukaryota; Viridiplantae; Streptophyta; Magnoliopsida; Rosales; Rhamnaceae.